ACCGGGCAAUGUGCGCACUGACCUUUUCUGUGUCUCUUAUUCUUGCUUUCUCUGUUCAUUGUGAAACUCUAAAUUAGUAAGCAUUGCUUUCUCUAGCCAUCGCAGACCAUCCUCACUCGGGAUCUCACAGGCGAGCUCGUUCUUGUUGACACCAACGCUGACAAGCUCCACGGCGAGAUUCUCGACCUCUAGCAUGCCUUUUUGUUUUGGAAUUCUUUUUUGGUGAGCGUUCUGAAUGGGGUUCCCAUGGUGGCGUGGCCUUUUUACACAAAGCAGAAAAUGAAUGCGUUUAUGCUGUCAGAAGAGCUUGGGGUGGUAGUGCGCGUGGUGGAGAAGGAAGGAGGAGUUGUGCGAAGAGAAUAGGGAUGAGUGUUUUGAUAUUUGAAGCCUCAACUAGUGGCUAUCUAAAGACAGAGCCUCUCCACAAGCAUUUUGCAGAGCAAGGAACUGAUAAAGAUUCUUGGUUCAGUCGCCUUAUUUUAUAUCCCAAUUUUCCAGAACAAUUUCCAUUUAUUUAUAAAUUGAAUGAACAAAAUUGUUAUUUUGUUAAUUUUCCCUUGUGGAGGUCAUGAUAUUAUUUUUCUUCAUAGUUUUAUUUUCUCACUAAUGUAUCUUGUCAAUCAUGAAAAAUGUAUAUGCAAGAACAAUUCUUCAAGGACCAGAUCAAAAUCAUUCAUGAUUCAAGGGAUGCAAAGGACGAAGAUUUCAAGAGGAUGCAACAGGAGGAACAUGAGAAGGUAAAGCAGUCAAGUACUACUGGUCAAGUGAAUGCCGAGGAAUAUAGACUUAAGGUGGAAGAGUAUAUGAAAUUUGUUGAGGUCCAAGAUAAAGAAAUGGAGAACUUUGUUGCUGAAAAGGAGAAGUUGUUACAUGCUCAUGGCACGGGUUAUGCUGCAAUGAAGCGGAUGCAUUAGGAGGAAGAAGUUCGGUAUGAGCCGAAGUUUGAUGAGGAACUGGCCAACCUCAUGGAAAAGUACACCCUUUAUAUAAUUCUUUAUAAUAACUUUACCUUUUGUCCUGGGGAAAUUUACACUCUUGAUUUAUGUAGUUCCUCUUUGUUGUAUGUGCUUAAGAUAGCCUUAAUUGAUAUUGACAGGUUUGAAUAACCUUGGUUUUUUGGGUAUUUUUUUAAAUGGUUGGUGAACAUAGUGUAAGAUUGAGGCUUUUGGUGAACAAAUUUUCCAGAGUAAAUUUGCAAAAAUUGGAAUUGGUAACAACUUAUAAUUACUAUAACUUCAUU
Messenger RNA from Glycine soja, 1240 nucleotides. RefSeq names its product protein SUPPRESSOR OF GENE SILENCING 3-like. Lineage: Eukaryota; Viridiplantae; Streptophyta; Magnoliopsida; Fabales; Fabaceae. Gene Ontology annotation, biological process: regulatory ncRNA-mediated gene silencing; defense response to virus. The record is from RefSeq and is a predicted model, not a curated record. Bases 630 to 914 code for a protein of 94 amino acids. The transcript has 2 exons.